AUGCGCCGCCUCCACAAGCAACUGCUCCCUCUUGUCCAUGCUUACUGCAGGCACACCAUCAGGAUGCAACACCAAGUGCGCGAGGCGAGGACUCCAGUCUGUCCGGUUGGCGAUGAGGCCGCUCUCCAGCUGGCCCGUCAGUGUCUGCUGAGUGGCCAGGUGAUUGCCCUGCCCACCGACACCGUUUAUGGCCUGGCCUGCGAUGCCAACAAUGAGCCAGCCAUCCAAAGGCUCUACGAGAUUAAGGGCCGGGAUGAGCACAAACCCGUGGCCAUCUGCGUCCACAACAUAGCUGCCCUGCGUCGCUUUGGUCAGGCUGCCCAUCUCAGCGACGAGCUGCUAACUCGUUUGCUCCCGGGCCCCCUGACCAUCGUGAUCGAGCGGACGCCCCAGCUGAGCAACCGGUUCCUUAAUCCCAGCACCUCCAAGAUCGGCAUUCGCAUUCCGGACUUCAAGUUCAUGCGCGACCUGUGCGCCGUUUGGCAGGAUCAGCCUCUGGCCCUGACCAGCGCCAAUCGCUCCAGUGCGCCCAGCAGCCUGCAAGUGUCCGAGUUUCGCUCCCUUUGGCCGCAAUUGGGUGCCGUCUUCGAUGCCGGCCAAAUCGGGCUCACCGAGGAACGGCGACUGGCCUCCACGGUAAUUGACCUGGCCACGCCGGGCUACUUCGAGAUUGUACGAGCCGGAGUGGCCCUAAAGCCAACCCUCAGCCUGAUGGAGGAGUUCGGCAUUCAGGCGAGAAAAAUGCUGUAG
Molecule: messenger RNA, 750 nt
Organism: Drosophila takahashii
Lineage: Eukaryota; Metazoa; Arthropoda; Insecta; Diptera; Drosophilidae
Gene: Tcs1
Product: Threonyl-carbamoyl synthesis 1
Biological process (GO): regulation of translational fidelity
Cellular component (GO): cytoplasm
Molecular function (GO): nucleotidyltransferase activity; tRNA binding; double-stranded RNA binding
Source: RefSeq, a predicted model, not a curated record